Populus nigra (black poplar) is the source of this 1158-nucleotide messenger RNA. RefSeq lists its product as uncharacterized. The transcript is spliced from 5 exons. Bases 1 to 1158 code for a protein of 385 amino acids. The record is from RefSeq and is a predicted model, not a curated record. NCBI's taxonomy places the organism in Eukaryota, Viridiplantae, Streptophyta, Magnoliopsida, Malpighiales, Salicaceae.
AUGGAUGAUUCACGGUUUAAUGACAUAUUUAAUGGGGAUUUCGAUGGCAAUUAUGAUAAUGUAAUGAACCGCAUAGUAGAACACAUUAAUUAUCCAAGUUGUGAAGGUAGUGGUGCCUCAUUUUCUGGUGCUAGAGAUGACAGUGAUGGAAACGACGCCGACGAUAGUAACGAUGAUAGUGAUGAUGACAGUGACGAUGACAGUGAUGAUGACGAUGCAUUUAUUUUAAUGAGGAUGGAUGCAACCACUUUGUUGAGUUUGUGCACUGAAUUAGAAACGCACCAUGGCUUAAAACCGUCAAGAAGAAUGAGCGUUAUUGAAAAGGUGGCAAUGUUUCUAUUUACAAUAGCAAUUGGGGCGUCAAAUAGACAAGUGCAGGAACGCUUUCAGCAUUCAGGUGAAACUAUUAGUAGAUGUUUUAAAGAAGUGCUUAAAUUAUUACGUUUGUUUGCUGUGGAAGUCAUAAAACCAGUAGAUCCACAAUUUACAAGCACACCAAGAGAAAUUGCUAUGAAUCCAAGAUUUAUGCCACAUUUCAAGAAUUGUGUCGGUGUAAUUGAUGGAAUACAUGUUCGUGCUUGCAUACCAUCUGAAAAUCAAAUUCCAUUUAUUGGAAGAAAAGGAUGGGAAGGCAGUGCACACGAUACGCAUAUUUUUCUUGAGGCUAUUGCCAAUAGUAAUAUCAAAUUUCCAAAACCUCCAGAAGGAAAAUACUAUUUGGUUGAUGCUGGAUAUCCAAACGAGUAUGGGUAUUUAGGUCCCUACAAAGGCGAGAGGUAUCACUUCCAAGAAUUUAGGCGGCGUGGACAACCAAGUGGUCAGAAAGAAGUGUUUAAUCGUGCACACUCGUCAAUACAUAACGUGAUCGAACGUUCUUUUGGGGUAUGGAAACAGAGGUGGAAAAUUUUGCAAAACAUGCCUGCUUAUUCAUAUAAAACACAAGUUGAGAUUAUAGUUGUAUCAAUGGCACUACAUAACUAUAUUAGAAGGAGUUCGCAAGAUGAUGCAGUUUUUUCUGAGUAUGAUCGCAACCCCAAUUUAAUUCCAGAUGACUUUUUACCUGAUAUUGUUCAGGCUUCGGCCGUUCAAGGCUCACAAAGGCCUUCACGUAUGGAUUUUGUACACGAUGGAAUUGCAAAUAGUUUGACGGAACAAUAA